Molecule: messenger RNA, 1990 nt
Organism: Paecilomyces variotii
Lineage: Eukaryota; Fungi; Ascomycota; Eurotiomycetes; Eurotiales; Thermoascaceae
Product: sugar transporter-like protein
Exons: 9
Coding region: 262-1755 (497 amino acids)
Biological process (GO): carbohydrate transport; transmembrane transport
Cellular component (GO): membrane
Molecular function (GO): carbohydrate:proton symporter activity
Source: RefSeq, a predicted model, not a curated record
UAGCACGACGAUAUCCUGGACGUUGAAAUUUUUGGCAGUUCAAGACCAUGCCGAUCCGUCUCCGAGGGGUGGUACAUGUGUUGAACAGUUAGCGUGAAUUCUUGUGCAGAAGGAAAUUCGCUCUCCCUCGUGGUCUAAACAAUUUCUUUCUCUGACUUCUGAAGCCUCCCCCUGUGCACAAGUCUCGAGGCUUUACCGGUGUCUCGCCAAUCCUCACUUUGCUUCUGUAUUCUAUCAAUUGUGUCGGUACUUGAACAAAACAUGGGGUCUUCACCGGGAAGCAAAGUUUACCGCAAUGCCAUCCUGGCUGGUAGUUUGGGGUUUAUCACCUUCGGUUGGGAUGCCGGUGUGUUGGGUGGUAUCCUGUUAACACCGGAGUUUCAGAACACCAUUGGUAACCCAACCAAUACCUACAAACUGUCCAUGAUCACGUCCAGCUUCCUGCUGGCAUCAUGGCUGGGAUGUAUGAUCAUCUCCGCCUUCGGUCUGCGCCUAGGUCGACGAACAUGGAUUCUGGCGUCAAAUGUCAUCGAGAUUAUCGGAACCAUUAUCUCGGCCUCUUCAUACAGUUAUGGCCAGCUUGUUGCGGGCCGAGUCAUCAUUGGUGUCGGAAAUGGCAUCAUGACCUCUAUGAUCCCCGUAUACGUUGCGGAGAUGGCGACUGAGACCCGCUACCGCGGAAAGGGUGUCAAUGCAAUGAUUGCUGCGGCUUCCCUUGGUGUUGCCCUUGCAUACUGGAUCGACUUUGGAAUGACCUUUGCCACGUCUCAGGCUGUCUGGCGCUUCCCGGUUGCAUUCCAGAUCUUCUGGUCCCUUUGUGGUAUUAGCCUGCUUUGGACUCUCCCUGAGAGUCCUCGUUACUGUUUUGCUACUGGCGAUGAUGCCAAGGGCGAUCAGAUCCUGGAGCGUCUUUACGGGGCGCCCGUCACAGAAUCUCGCGUCACAAAGGCAAAGAGGGAUAUUCUUGCUUCAUUAGCUCUCGAGAACGCCGACACUGCCAGUCUACGCGUCAAGGACUUUUUCUGGGAUACCUCAGACAUACAGGCAGCUCGUCGUAUCCGUACCGGUAUGAUUCUGGUCGGAGUUGCUUAUUUGAUGGGUGUAGAUAUGAUCUUUUAUUAUACCACAACUAUCUUCCGGGUGUACAUCGGUCUUCCUUCCAUCACAGCGUCUGCGCUCGCGGCCUUUGCGAACACGGUCCUUGCCAUCACCAAUUACCUCGGUGUCUUCUACAUGGAGAAACUGGGACGCCGAACGUGGUUGAUUGCUGGUGCUAUCGGGCAGACUAUUUUCAUGGCAGCCUUCAUCGGUCUGCUCUCUCAUCCCGGUCCGCAGACGGGCGCUGCAGCUGCGGCCAUGCUGUUCUGCUGGAUCGCUGUCUUUGGUCCUACAUGGGGUCCAGUGACGUACGUCUAUGCGUCCGAAAUCAUGCCUCUUCGCUACCGCCACAUCGGAUUCGCGCUCAGUGUUUCGUGCCAGUGGCUGAUGGCUUUUUUGACCGUCUUCGCUGGUCCGAUCGCAAUCGCCGAUCCCAGUGUCGGUUUCAAAGCCUGGAUCUGGUUCCUCGUUUUUAACUUCAUCGCUAUCCCAUUUGUCUACUUCGCCUGCCCUGAGACACGCGGCCACUCUCUCGAGGGCGUCGACCUCCUGUUCAUGAAGGAUACUAUCCAGGAUAAGGAACAGGUGCAGACCCUGCGAGCCGACGAGCCUGUCACUACUUCCAUUACAACAGAUACCCCCACUGAGAAGGCAUAAGAAGAAAAAGGCAUACCCUUUUGCGUUGCAAUUAUCCUCCGGAUGGGGACUUACCUGCCCUCUUAGCGAACAUCGUUCUGAGAUGAUAAGAACAUAGCAAUCCUGUCUUAUGUAGUUUCCUCAUUGAUGGUCUGACGGAAGGAUGGAUGAUAGAUAAGGCAAGAUGUUUCUAAUGUUUCUCUAAUCGUAUUUAGUAAUAAGAUUUUUUUUUCUACUUUUUUUUUUUUUUUAUUUU